Alternaria rosae is the source of this 1171-nucleotide messenger RNA. RefSeq lists its product as uncharacterized. The coding region runs from base 1 to 678 and encodes 225 amino acids. NCBI's taxonomy places the organism in Eukaryota, Fungi, Ascomycota, Dothideomycetes, Pleosporales, Pleosporaceae. The transcript is spliced from 2 exons. The record is from RefSeq and is a predicted model, not a curated record.
AUGAACGAAGAACGUAGACAUGCGAGCCGUCAGCCCAGGGAUCCAUCUCGUCCAUUAAUAACAAAGGAAGACGUCGGGCAAGCCGAGCGUAUGGUUGCAGACGCCGUCCAGAUGGUUGACGCAGCCAUGUCCAGACAUGCCACCAAAGCUCUCGCAAAGGAGAAGAAAAUGUUAAACGACGUUUGCAAAUCUGCAGAGUUCAAAUCUGGAAUGGCGGCUCUUCGGCGAGACAUUCUUGCCAAAGAAGCUUUCCUAUCCCCAGACUCCGAGCUGGUCAAGGAGAUCGCACGCGAACGUAUCGAAAGACUGGUGCACGACUUCGAGAUAAAGCUGCAACGGGACAUGCUUGCUGAGCAGGUCAGACAGCCCGCUACAAUCUCGAACAAGUCUCCUUGUUGCCACAAGCCGAAGACGCCAGGGUCUCGUCGAAAGGCUACAUCAUCGGGACCCAUGUCUCAGGGCGAGAAAAGUGAGGGGUCUUACACCACUAGUACCGAUGGGAUGGCACCUGUUGAGGUGAGUUCCACCGGCUUUGUCCACUUUCCACCACAUUCUGACGACGAAAAUGACUGGGAACGCGUAUCCCGCCAUUCGACACCGGAGCGAGCAGAGACGGAAAAGGCAGGUAACGAUAUCAACGGAACGAAGGGAUUGUUGAAGGGCUGGUUUAGCAAGUAAGCUCCAGGAGACGGUGAGCGCCUUGCCCCGAAGCAAGAUAAAAUGAGUUGUAUCGGUGUAGCAUAGUCGAACCCUUCACGGGAAGAGUGUUUGAAUAGAUUGUAUGCGGCGUCUCGUGUAAUAAACCGUAAAGUGUCAAUGUCGUGAAAUUCCAUCACCCUUCGUAUGCAGAUAUAGGUCCUUCAGUCCACACAUUAGCAGAACUGGGCAAUGCACUUCGGAGCGCGCCAUUGCCUCAAGAUGAAGCGUGCCGGACUCCUGCAUACCAUUGCUUCUUUUUCGCAGUUGUGUGUCCAUCAGCAUAACGCGACUAGAACCGCCGGAUGCGUUAUGCUAGAUACUGGCAGGCGUUUCUGACGCGUUCUCGAUGGGCUCGCAUUGUGUGCCGGGCUUGCCGUCGUGGCGCGAGAGUAAGUCUUCCAUGGCUCUGAACGUGAUACACGGCAUGCGGAUUUGAUAGAAAGUCUUAGUAGUAAAAGAAGAGCGAAGGCCU